AUGAAAACAAGCUCACAAGGGCCCAUAUUUGAGGUUUUGUUCCUGCUUAGUUCUCCACUAUCGCCAUGCUUCAGAUAUGCACUGGGUCACCACUGGCGUGGUAUCGAAUAUUCAAAAGUGUCUAAUUUAUUAUACCAGUCCGUUUCGAACCACGGCCUUGGCACCACUGAAUAUCCCAUGUUGACCACGGCUUUCGGAGCACGGGAUUAG
Sclerotinia sclerotiorum 1980 UF-70 is the source of this 210-nucleotide messenger RNA. RefSeq lists its product with no specific name. The coding region runs from base 1 to 210 and encodes 69 amino acids. The transcript has a single exon. The record is from RefSeq and is a predicted model, not a curated record. NCBI's taxonomy places the organism in Eukaryota, Fungi, Ascomycota, Leotiomycetes, Helotiales, Sclerotiniaceae.